Messenger RNA from Camelina sativa (false flax), 204 nucleotides. The record is from RefSeq and is a predicted model, not a curated record. NCBI's taxonomy places the organism in Eukaryota, Viridiplantae, Streptophyta, Magnoliopsida, Brassicales, Brassicaceae.
AUGGCUUGCCACCGUAGAAAUUUGAUAACUCUGGUGAUACUAUCGUCGCUCCUGACAGCAACAUUAUCUAAAAACAGUGCGGAUAUGUACCAAUGGGACAAAUGGAACUUUUUCCCGACGUUAAGUGUGUACGUCAAAAACGAUAUCAAAGGUGGUUUGAGGCUACAUUCUACUUGUUAUGCUAAUGGAAAUAAGUCAAACUAG